Molecule: messenger RNA, 4883 nt
Organism: Hemicordylus capensis (graceful crag lizard)
Lineage: Eukaryota; Metazoa; Chordata; Lepidosauria; Squamata; Cordylidae
Gene: THAP8
Product: THAP domain containing 8
Exons: 4
Coding region: 122-1570 (482 amino acids)
Source: RefSeq, a predicted model, not a curated record
AACGCCCUCUGGGGGCGGGGCUGACGGCGCCGGGACGGUCACAGCUGGGGCGUCGCCGGUCACGUGAGAGGGGCGUCGCGGAAGUGUCAGUCAGUAGGAGCGAGUCGCCGCCGACGGAGCCAUGACCAAGUACUGCCGGGCGCCCAACUGCUCCAACUCCGCCGGGCAGCCCCGGCCGGACAACCAGCGCCUCAGUUUUUACAAGUUUCCUCUGCACAACCCCGGGCGCCUCAAGCAAUGGCUUUCGCAAAUGAAUCAAGAGAAGUGGAUGCCAACAAAACACCAGCACCUAUGCAGUGAACACUUUGCACCAUCCUGCUUCGAAUACCGAUGGGGAGUGCGCUACCUGAAACCUGAUGCUGUGCCCACCAUCUUCCACACAUCGGACAGCUCCCUGAAAAGGGAGAAUUCUGUGCAGCCUCCCUCAGAAGUUCCUGCCAAGAAACUCCUCCUUGAAUGUCAUGGGGAGAGGAGCCCUCCAGGACAGCAGGCCAUGAACCUCCAGGAGCCUAACACACUGGAGACGCUUGCCAUUGCCACAGCCCCCAUCUAUGUGGAAGCUCAGUCUUCGGCCUCGGACCUAGACUUCCACACCCUUUCUGCCCCCUUGGUUGGAACCGUAAACCUGGUCCCUGUGGUUCAGAUCAUGGAGCCCCUCAAGGCCGUGACGCUGACUGUGGCUUCCCCGGUGGAGGCUGUUUCAGGCCAGCCAUUGCCAGAUCCACUGGAGCAGCAGGUGGUCGACUUUGUGGCCUCCCUCCCACCACCGACCCUGGAAGCCAUGCCCAGCUCUUCUGUGGGGGUCUCUGGGCAGUUCUGUGCAGAAGUCGCGGUGCCAUGCGAGGUGGUGGCAGCUGCAAGGGAUCCAUUGCCGCUGCAGGCCCUGGUGGAGGAUCAGCCCAUAGCGGCAGACCAGGGGGCCCUCAUCAUCGAGAACGUCUCCAUUGAGCCGUUUCUGGAGGCUGACCCCUCGGUGGCGGCGGCUGCCGUCCUGAGCUCUCUGCAGGAGCCCUCCACGGAGAUGGUGGCCUACUUCGAGACCAUCCCGACCGCUCCUGCUGCAGCAGCCGCGUCUUCCGGCGUGACUCCCCCUGAGACGGUGCUGUCCUCUGCCCUCAGCCUCCCCAUCGUCUCCACCGUCCCCAUCAUCUCCAACCAAGCCUCCCUGGCUGUGGAGCCAAAGCUGGAGGAGCUGAGCCCCACUGAGUCUGUGGAGGAGCAGCUGGAGGAGCACCACUACCACAAGAGCGAGGUGACCUCCGCAGAGCUGGUGGAGGUGGUGAUGGGCCUCCAGAAGAAGGUGAAGGUGCUCCAGCAGCGGCACCGCCGGCACUGCGCCAAGCUGGAAGCCAUGGAGGGGGUGGUGGAGCAGCUGCGGAAGGAGAACCUGGUGUCUGAGGAGAAGCUGAAGCUCCUGGAGGUGGCCUGCCUGCAGUCCAGUACUAUCAUGCCAGAGAGUGGCGGUGCCGUCGCCAUUAUCUGCCAGGACAGCGACCAAGCGCUGGUCUACGCCGUACCUCGGCUCCCGGAAGAAGGGAACGAGACCAUCAUCCACGUUGAAGAGCAGUAACCUCAGGAGAGGGAGGGCAGUCGGGAGCCAAGCCCUCUGCAGUCCGACUUGGCCAAAGGCACACGGUCAGGAAGAGGAAGGCGCCCUCCAGCUGCGAGGAGCACUGCUGGGCCUCUUCCGAUCUCAGCUGCGUAUUUGAUGGCCUUAUUGCUACGGCACCUUAUUUUGUGGGAAAGGCAGAGGGGUUUCUUGGGGGUGGUCCCCCCGCCCCAUCUGAAAUAAUUUGUAUAUAAAAUUGUCGUGGUGGGAGAACUAACUUACUGGCUGCUUGUGUGUUCACCUCUUAUUCUGUGCCGCAGUCAUGGAUUAAUUAUGGUAGUAACUGUUGGAUUAUCAGCCAGACUUUCAGUAUUUCCUCACCCACUGGCCCUUCUGGUGAGUCCAGGCUGGGAAGGCUGGGCCAUCUUGGUGGCCCUAACUGCUGCGUGAUACCUCGGACACCUGGCCUUCUUGCAUUUGCCUUCCCUGAUGCCUUCUAAAGGCUUUGACUUGGAUGUGCAUGUGAUGCCACCCUGGUAACCACAUACCCUACUGUGGUGGCUGGUGGCAUCUCAGCAUCUUCCGUUGUGGGCAGGUGACAGGCCAGGGCCUUUGCCAUCCAUCCUCACAGAUCCUUUCCACAUGAGCUGAUGUGGGAUCAAAAGGAAACAUGGGACAAGAGUGCCAUUUGGUGAUGGAGAACAAAGUCGAGACAGGGAGAAAUGGCAAAAUCUCCUUGAUGAAGGAUAUGUAAUGGAAAUAAUUUAUAAGAGACCAUCAGGAAUUGUAAUUGCAAAUGUGCAUCUAUUACAAAAGCAAAACGGAAGCCAGUUUGUUUAUUUGUUAUUGUUUUUUAACAUUUAUAUCCUGCUCUUCCACCCAGGAGCCCAGAACAGGGUACAUGGUUAUGUUUAUCCUCACAAUAACCCUGUGAGGUAGGUUAAGUUGAGAGAUACAUGACUGGCCCAGAGUCACCCAGUGAGCGUCACGGCUGAAUGGGGAUUCGAACUCGGGUCUUCCCGGUCCUAGUCCAACACUCUUAACUACUAUGCCAGUUGACCACAUACCAAUCUGCAUGCAAAUAUGCAGCACCGACUACAGCAGGGGUCCCCAGAUGUUGUUGGGCUACAACUCCCAUAAUUCCCUGCCAAAAUGUUCCCCUUGUGACUAGGGAGGAAGGGAGUUGUUGUCCAAGGAUGGCUGGGAACCCCUGGUCUACGGAGAACUGAAGCGCCACAGAGGUUGCCCAGUGUACAGAUGGAUCCAUUCUUAUUGGGCCAGUCCUGUAGCUGCUCUGUUGGUUUUGCAUCUGCUAAGCUGGUUCACCCCUCGCUUUUGUCUCUGUAUACACUAGGAUGGCCUCAUGUACAUUAUUUCUGUGGCCCUCUUGUCCAGUCAGGUGAUGCAAGCUGCCGGCGUGUCCGAUGGGCAGGAGGAGGUGCUGCUGAUGGCCUGGCUCAGCUGCUUGGUUGAGGCGGCUUUUGGGGAGCCCCGGAGAUGCAGAUUCCUUGGCGUGCUUUUGGCCUGGUUGCUACACUCUUCUUCCCUUCAUGAAAACACUGAGGGCUUGGGGCUUCCCUCUGCAGUGACAGCAGGGCGUCCUUAGCUCCCGCAGGGGGUUGUUGGUUGGCAACAGAACAGCCAAAUGUGUAUCUUCUUGGCUCCUGCUGUGGGCCAAUUGCCCUGUUAAUUCUUUUACAUCAGAGGUUCUUGAUCAUGGCUCCCGUGAUGAUGAUGAAGAUUAUGAUGACGAUUGAUGGACUUUGGCCAUUGUGACAGGCGGGGUGAUGGGAAGACCCAUCCUGCUUCUCUCAGUGGCCAGAUGCACAAGCAAGGCACGGAGGUGGCUGCUCUUUUCACCCUCCCGCAACCAAUAUUCAGGACCCAACUGCCUCGUUAUGGAAGUCGCUUCCAUAAGUCACUUCUCUGUCAUAAAACAUAAAUGCUAGAAAGGUUUAAAGCCGACUGCUUCUUACGUUUUCUGCUGCCACUGAUUUCUUGCAAGAUCAGGGCAAGCACACAGCUCUCUUUUGGCUUUUAAUUUUCAGACAGACACCUGGCCUGGGGGAGCACCCUCCUGACUUGAUCUUAAGGCUGUGUUUCCAAUGAUAUUUUUGUCCUCUCGGCGACCCUUCCCAGCUACCUGCCAAAUAGUUUCCUGUGUGAAUGAAAGUUAUUUCACGUUCUUUUGAAAUAAAUUAGGUCUUUAUUUUUAUUUUUUAACAUGGGUCUCUGUGACUGGGAACUGACCCAGGGAUUGGAGAGAAGCUACAAUACUAAUAUAAUGUUUUUUAAAUGACACUUUGAUUGUUGAUCUUAAUGAGGGGCAGGGAGAGGAGGGGACAGAGCAUGAUGGAUGUACCUUAACAGUACUAUAAUAAAAUAAAUGGAGUACCCUGAACCAACGAGGUAUCAUUAGUUGGGCAUCUUUCCGAGAGGGGAGGCUUUGACUGGGAGGGAUGGAGUCUCCUUGCUUGGAGGUUUAGAGCCUUGGUUGUGUUGGUACCUAGCAGAGUGCCUUAAGUAAGGCUGUAUGUUGUGAUGCUGUGGAGUGAAGGAGGAGGACAGAAUGCGGCAUUGGGAACUUAGUUUCCAGAAAACCUCUGCUUUCAUGGACAAAAAGGGGCAAGUUUCUAGUCCUUAGGGUUGUGUUUCAGGAUCUUCCUGAAAGUGGCCAGGCAGUUAUAGCUGCUGUCUUAGAAACCAGAUAAAAUUGCUGAUGAAAAGUUCCUCUGUCCAGGUGUGAAGCUUCAGUGGCCUGCUUAUCUCCUUCCCCUCCUUGUGUCUGGCGAACCCAGAAUAAAUUAUACAAAGCAAGCAGAUUUUGUAUAAUUUUUACAGAACCUGCAAUUUUUUUUGCAAGGAUGCAGAAUUUCAAUUUAUUUAGCAUAAGGUAUUUGCAGCCCUGGGUUUUAUGCCCUGGGGCCCAAAAAGGAUAAUUGACAUCUUCCAGUUAUGUAAUUUGAAAAGUUUUGGCAAUAGAUUGUAAGUAAGGCUGAAUUGCAGAGCAGGGAAGAGGAUGUUACGGUGUGUUGCUGUCACUCAGGAGCAGGAAGGCCUCCCUCUUGUUAAUCAUUUUACAGCAGCUUUUAGAACACACUGACAAAGUACCCUAUUGCCGUGAAAUUCCCAGGGAGAGCAACAUAUUUUUUUAAUCAGGAGCUCUUUUAAUCAGGACUCCUGCUCAGGCACAUCUACAAGCAAUGCCUUUCUCUUCCUAUUGUGAUUUUUUCAGCAUCCAGCCUAAGGAAGUGUUCUGUGUAAGUGUAAAACUUGUACCACUACACUGUGAAUUUUGCAGUUCAUCUGAUUAAAGGAAUUAUUUUACUCUGAA